Molecule: messenger RNA, 477 nt
Organism: Oncorhynchus gorbuscha (pink salmon)
Lineage: Eukaryota; Metazoa; Chordata; Actinopteri; Salmoniformes; Salmonidae
Product: stress response protein NST1-like
Source: RefSeq, a predicted model, not a curated record
GGUCCAGGUCCAGCUGCGGGUGGAGAGGUCCUGAGUGGGGAGGAGGAGUUGAGUGAGGAGGAGAAGACCAGAAGAGCAGAGAGACGCAGGGCUAAGAGAAGGUGAAGACAGAAAGAACGAAAGAAACUGGAGAAGGAGAAGAGCGCGGAUGCUGAGCAGGAGGGAGCGUCAGAGUCCCAGAGUGAAAGUGAGGAGGAGGAGGUAGAGAGGGUAGUACCUCCUGCCAAGAACAAGCCCACGCCUCCUCUCGCUGUGUCUGGGAACAAGAGCAACCGCCAGCCCCUGUCCGGUUCCCAGAGGAGGGAGGAGGAGCCAGAGUGGGACGUCCGCAGUGCGUUUGUGGCCAACGCUGCCAGUCACAUCAGACCCAAAGCCAGGACCAGUGCAGGCCACGCCUCUAGAGAGAACAAGGAGAACGAGUCUAAGACCAGCGAGGUGGAGAGUUCAGACCCUGUGAAGAAGAAGGAGCUUCACUAA